ACAAUGUAAAACGCUUGUUUUGCAUGGUAAUGAUGAUUUGUCUUGUGUCAGUGAAGAAGAUUUAGAAUCUGCAAUACAGCUUCAACACCAUAGAAAGCUGCCAUCAUACAAAUUGGUUGGUGACAACAUUGACAUAAUGAUACAUGCCAGAAUUCAAACACAGCAAUUACACGAGAAUAGGUCUAUUCAUUGGACCCAACAGUAUGGAAUUCUAAACCGUGUAAAUGAACCAUCACUAGACAGAUCAAGACCACAGAAACCAUUACAAGAGAUCCAGUUAAUAGAGCUACUGCCAGGUAAAGAUGUACAAGAAAACCUGAAGACAAGAUGGGCUGCAUUAGUCGCAAGAGUGAUAUGUAAAUAUCUUGGAAAAUUUAAACAUCUCAAGCGAGCUCUAGUUUACCAUAUUCAGCACAAGUAUUCCAAAGAGAUGGCUGAUAAGUCAGAAACGUGUUGCCUAGGGAUCCAGUUUGCAAAUUCAAAUGUUGCAAGUGAGAUGGUACAACUUUUGCAAACAAAUUGA
Molecule: messenger RNA, 523 nt
Organism: Dendronephthya gigantea
Lineage: Eukaryota; Metazoa; Cnidaria; Anthozoa; Malacalcyonacea; Nephtheidae
Exons: 3
Coding region: 137-523 (128 amino acids)
Source: RefSeq, a predicted model, not a curated record